UUCAAGUUUCCAUUACAAACUGAAAAGGAUGUGGAGCGUUUGGAGCGAACGGUAAAACUUUAUCCUACAAUUAGAAAGCAAUAUAUACGAUAUCUUUUUUUGCACAAACAACACAAUCAGAACAUUUCAAGCCAAUUUUAUUCACUUUUCGAAAAAGCUUCAAUGGUUAAUUAUGCUUGGAAUGGCAUGGAUAACGCCGGAUGUGAAAAGAAAUUAUUAAAGGAUUACGACAUUUUCACAACUUGCAUGCUUGGGAACAAUGUGAUGGCCAGAAAAGUCAUAAAGAAAAAGAUAACUUACAUUCGAAAGGUAACUAAAAAUGAGGAUAAAAAGAUUAAAAUUGCCAAACCGGAUUCAUUCGGAUGCACGGAACAGGAUGAACUGUUCACAUUCCCUAUCACAACAAUCAAGGAGGUCGAAAGAUUAGAGAGAGCCGUAACUGAAAACAAAACAGUUAGAGACCAAUACGAAAAGAGGUUGCGAAGCAGCCUGGACGAAACACCAUCGAAGCCUUCUUUCGCGAUUUUGAAUUUGUUUAGCGACGAAGCAUUGGCCAAUUUCAACUAUAGUGGCUUAUGCAAUUACACUGGCGAUAAGAAGAAAGCGAUGAAAAAUUACCAGAUUUUUACGACUUGCAUCAACAAUGCUUGGGCCUCUACGUAUUCUGAAUGCGAAACCAUACAAUUCGUGCGAGGAGCAAUAAUUUUAAUAGGAAAUCGGAAACGAAUGAGAACUUUAAAAGGGAAAACGAAGCUAAAUCCCGCACGCAAACCUGGUGGUGAUGUGAGGAUGAUGCCACUUCAUUGUACGAGGGAACAAGUACAUCAAUAUAUGUAUGCGCUGUUCUCUCUUUUCCCGAUAACAAUCACAUAUAAUUUGUCAUUGGCUAAGUGUUGUUGUUAAAAAAAUAUGUUGGCCACGUAUACAAUUUCCUCCAUUAUGUACGUUUUCUCGUAGAUUGGUUCGCCAGUUAGGUAACAUUUCUAACUUUAGGUAAAUUGACACAAUCUAGGUUAGAGCAUAGGGAUCAGGAACAGAAAACCAACAGACUAUUUUAUACGAGCACGCGUUAGUAGGCCAAGAGAACUACAACCCUGGCACGCGAGUAAGUGGCAAAUUAUUGUUUGAAGCGCAGUCAAAAACGGUGUUUCCAACGAACAGCGAAAGUGAUAAGAGUAACACAUUCAAUAGUUAGGUACGAAUUCAUCUUGCUAGAAUGAAUUGUAAUAUACGGUAAAAGAACGAAGCGUACGAAGUUACAACAAAGUUAGGCAGUUCCCAACAAUGUCUGCUUAUCGUUUGUCUCCGUGCGGUAGACAUUCUGUAACACAGCGGAACACAAGUCUCUCAGUAGCGGAAGAAAAUGAAGCAACAAUAAAGAAAUUAAAACUAACAAAACACUUUGGCAAAAAAUCGUCCAGCAAGAUGCACUCGCGAACGUCGCGUUACUAAGGCGCCCCCUUGAAUAUUCGAAAAAGCGUUCGAUGGUAACUGCACAGCUUUAGGCGUGAGUGCAUAGUUCUAAAAGGUAUGAUGCUGGUCAUAAACCAAAAGAGAAACAGAUAAAACCGAUAAUGUGAAGCAUGAAGCAUGAUAUACAAAGCACAUCAUACGAGGAAAGCGUUUUUGGAACUAGCCGGAAGAUCCCGCGUCACAGUGGCCUGCUUUUGUAGGACCGUGAUAUGUUUGGUUUUGUAGCAAAUUUUUGUACGAAAAAUUAUUCCUCCCAGAAGAAAACAGACCAUAAUUCAAUAUUGACUGCUUCAACUUUUCCGUUUCAUCUGCUUUAUGCAAACAAAAAACGGCAAUUAGAACUGAUAUUCAAUAGCACCGUGAGCAAUAUAUUGAAAACAGAUGUAACCGUGUAUUACUGGAAACCUCAUACCCAGUCCAGUAGAGAACACAUAAACUCUUGACGCACCCAAUUCCGAAUUGAUACGGAAACAAACUAGAACUGAUUCUGUAUGGCUAUCUGACCUCCAAAAGUGAAUGAAACAAAUCAAAACUUUCAGCCAAUGCCUUGAUUUGCCUUUGAUUUCGAAUUCGGAACUGUACAGCCACCUUCGAUUAACCUACGAAAAUAUACAUAAAAAACUGGGCAAAUAGACUAACGCCGGUCGACGGCGCGUUCCUGUGCCCGUGUCCCUUCUGUGUUGCAGGAAAACAGUGUGACCAAUUGAUGAACAACACAGAGUGAAUCUCGGACAUGAUCCAGAGAAAUGAUAACGGACAAAUAAAAAAAAACCAACAAUUGAUUAUUAACAUGGCUGUUAGUGCAUUAUGUGUGUGUCGCAUUUUACAGUUGACUGUUGGACUGAUAGCAUGAUCACAGAAAGGUACAUUCAGACAUCUUUUCGUCCGCCAGCUCGUUAUAUUGACAAUUCGACUCGACUCGACUAUCGACAUGUA
Molecule: messenger RNA, 2409 nt
Organism: Anopheles cruzii
Lineage: Eukaryota; Metazoa; Arthropoda; Insecta; Diptera; Culicidae
Exons: 6
Coding region: 163-903 (246 amino acids)
Source: RefSeq, a predicted model, not a curated record